Molecule: messenger RNA, 1659 nt
Organism: Aspergillus clavatus NRRL 1
Lineage: Eukaryota; Fungi; Ascomycota; Eurotiomycetes; Eurotiales; Aspergillaceae
Product: karyopherin alpha
Exons: 3
Coding region: 1-1659 (552 amino acids)
Biological process (GO): NLS-bearing protein import into nucleus
Cellular component (GO): nucleus; cytoplasm; nucleoplasm
Molecular function (GO): protein binding; nuclear import signal receptor activity
Source: RefSeq, a predicted model, not a curated record
AUGGCCGAACGCUACAUCCCAGAGCACCGUCGCACCCAGUUCAAGGCUAGAAACCAGUUCCGGCCUGAUGAGCUUCGUCGUCGUCGUGAGGAACAACAAGUUGAGAUCCGCAAGCAGAAGAGAGAGGAGAACUUGGCCAAGAGAAGAGGUAUUCAGACCCGGGAUGGUGGGAUUGGUGUAGGAGGGGGCAUGGCCGCCCCUGAGAGUGAUGAUGAGGCCAGUGCUAUUGAGAGCGAGCUCAAUGUCGAACUCCCGGAGAUGGUCAAGGGUGUUUUCUCCGACCAGAUUGAGUCCCAGAUCCAAGCUACCACCAAGUUCAGAAAGCUGCUCUCCAAGGAGCGCAACCCUCCCAUUGAGCGCGUUAUCGAGACUGGUGUUGUGGCCCGGUUUGUGGAGUUCCUGCGCUCUCCCCACACUCUUGUGCAGUUUGAGGCCGCUUGGGCCUUGACCAACAUUGCCUCUGGUUCCGCACAGCAGACACAGGUCGUCAUCGAAGCCGGUGCCGUGCCCAUUUUCGUUGAGCUUCUCAGCAGCCCCGAACCCGAUGUUCGGGAACAGGCUGUCUGGGCCCUUGGAAACAUCGCCGGUGAUAGCCCCCAGUGCCGCGACUUUGUGCUCAAUGCGGGUGCCCUGCGUCCCCUGCUCAACCUCAUCAACGAUGGCCGGAAAUUGAGCAUGCUGAGAAACGCCACAUGGACUCUGAGCAAUUUCUGCCGUGGAAAGACACCUCAGCCCGAUUGGAACACGAUCGCCCCUGCCCUUCCUGUGCUUGCCAAGCUCAUUUACAUGCUCGAUGACGAGGUCCUGAUCGAUGCUUGCUGGGCCAUCUCCUACUUGUCCGACGGCUCAAAUGAUAAGAUUCAGGCUGUCAUUGAGGCUGGCAUCCCUCGCCGUCUGGUAGAGCUGCUGAUGCACGCCUCCACUUCUGUCCAGACACCUGCCCUGCGCUCCGUCGGAAACAUCGUCACUGGUGACGAUGUCCAGACCCAGGUGAUCAUCAACUGCGGUGCUCUUCCUGCUCUUCUCUCUCUCUUGAGCUCCACCAAGGACGGUAUUCGCAAGGAAGCCUGCUGGACCAUCUCCAACGUCACUGCCGGUAACUCGAGUCAGAUCCAGUCCGUGGUCGAUGCCGGCAUCAUCCCUCCUCUGAUCAACCUGCUUGCCAACGGCGACUUCAAGACCCGCAAGGAAGCUUGCUGGGCUAUCUCUAACGCUACCUCGGGUGGUCUGCAGAAGCCCGAGCAGAUUCGCUACCUUGUGUCUCAGGGAUGCAUCAAGCCUCUUUGCGACCUGCUUGCCUGCCCCGACAACAAGAUCAUCCAGGUCGCUCUGGAUGGCUUGGAGAACAUCCUUAAGGUCGGCGAGAUGGACAAGGAGACUGCUCAGACUGGCGAGGCUCGUGUCAACCGUUAUGCCUUGUUCAUCGAAGAGGCUGGUGGUAUGGAGAAGAUCCACGACUGCCAGAACAACGCCAAUGAGGAGAUCUACAUGAAGGCGUACAACAUCAUCGAGAAGUACUUCUCUGAUGAAGAGGAGGCCGGUGGUGACAUUGACGAAGUCGCCCCCCAGCAGACCCAAACCGGUUUCGCCUUGGGUACCAACCAGCAGCAGCCCGGUGGAUUCAACUUUGCCAACGGCGGCGAUUCCAUGGACAUGUAA